GUUUGUAAGCGAAUGGACUUGGUUUGCCAGCGAAUGUUGAAUCAGGGAUUUCUGAAAGUGGAAAGAUACCACAACUUGUGUCAAAAGCAAGUUAAAGCUCAGCUUCCAAGACGGGAGUCAGAAAGAAGAAACCAUUCAUUAGCUCGUCAUGCAGACAUCCUUGCUGCAGUAGAAACGAGACUUUCUCUGUUAAAUAUGACUUUCAUGAAGUAUGUGGAUUCCAAUCUCUGUUGCUUCAUACCUGGAAAGGUAAUAGAUGAAAUUUAUCGUGUGCUAAGGUAUGUAAACUCUACAAGAGCUCCUCAGAGAGCUCAUGAAGUUCUUCAAGAACUAAGGGAUAUUUCCUCCAUGGCUAUGGAAUAUUUUGAUGAGAAGAUUGUUCCAAUACUGAAAAGAAAGAUGCCUGGGUCAGAUGUAUCGGGACGUCUGAUAGGAACUGCCCCAGUUCCAGGGCCUUCUGCAGCACUGACAACAAUGCAGCUGUUCUCCAAGCAGAACCCUUCGAGACAGGAAGUCACCAAACUCCAGCAGCAAGUGAAAGCGAAUGGCACAGGCUUGACAGCGCUAAAGCGGGAAAUCUCAGAGCUUCGCAUCAAAGUGCAAGAGCAACAGAAACAACUCCAAGAUCAAGAUCAGAAACUGCUAGAGCAAACCCAAAUCAUAGGUGAACAGAAUGCCCGAUUGGCUGAGCUUGAACGCAAGCUGCGAGAGGUAAUGGAGAGCACAGUAGGAAAUUCUUCAGGUUCUGGCUCAAAUGAACAAUCUCCUAGAAAACGGAGGAAGGUGGUUGAAUCCACAGACUGUCCUAGGAAAUCUAAACGCCUUCGAAACAGAAAAUAACUUGGGAGUAAAUGACACCUUCAGGAGGAUACACUGCUCUAGUAGCCCAAGCACAGCUGCUUGUUUGGAUACUGUGACUAGCUUCAUGGUGUCAGUUAGGCUGCUGGCUCCUCAAAACACCACUUAGACUUGAACAGUAAUCUCCUUUCAUUGAGACUUUUCCCCUGCUUUCUGUAUGCGUGGGCCUAAUGCACAGAAUCUUUAAGAUUUGCAAUAGAUACAUA
Pterocles gutturalis (yellow-throated sandgrouse) is the source of this 1064-nucleotide messenger RNA. It is a transcript of the gene FBXO28, whose product is annotated as F-box protein 28. NCBI's taxonomy places the organism in Eukaryota, Metazoa, Chordata, Aves, Pterocliformes, Pteroclidae. Gene Ontology annotation, biological process: protein polyubiquitination. The record is from RefSeq and is a predicted model, not a curated record. The annotation marks the transcript as partial. The transcript is spliced from 4 exons.